Cucurbitaria berberidis CBS 394.84 is the source of this 465-nucleotide messenger RNA. RefSeq names its product mitochondrial fission 1 protein. Gene Ontology annotation, biological process: mitochondrial fission; peroxisome fission; autophagy of mitochondrion. Gene Ontology annotation, cellular component: mitochondrial outer membrane; peroxisomal membrane. The record is from RefSeq and is a predicted model, not a curated record. Lineage: Eukaryota; Fungi; Ascomycota; Dothideomycetes; Pleosporales; Cucurbitariaceae. Gene Ontology annotation, molecular function: protein binding. The coding region runs from base 1 to 465 and encodes 154 amino acids. The transcript is spliced from 3 exons.
AUGUCUCCGUCGUUACCAUAUGCCGCAGACGUUGAGUCGCCGCUGAAGCCAGAAGAACUCCAGGUCUUGCGGGCGCAAUACGAGAAAGAAGGCGAGUAUGUUGGUUUACAGACAAAGUUCAACUAUGCAUGGGGCCUCAUAAAAUCCAACUCCCGCCCUGAUCAACAAGAAGGCGUCCGCCUCCUCUCCGAGAUCUUCCGCAACUCCCGCGAGCGACGCCGCGAAUGCCUCUACUACCUCGCCUUGGGCAACUACAAACUCGGUAACUACGCCGAAGCCCGACGAUACAAUGAGCUACUGUUGGAGCUGGAGCCGGCAAAUUUACAGUCGGGGAGUUUGAAGGGACUGAUUGACGAGAAGGUUGCGAAGGAGGGGUUGGUUGGUGCGGCGAUUGUAGGCGGUGUAGUGGUUGCGGCGGGAGUGUUGGGAAGUUUGCUCCUCAGAGGGGCUGGGAAGAAAAGAUGA